GCAGCGACUCGGAUUCUUUGACGGCCAAGGGAACAGCAUCAAAGAACGUCGACCAAAAUGGCAUCGAUCGAAAUUGAAGCGACAACUUGGCGCCGUGUCGAGGUCGGCCGUGUUCUCAAGCUCGAGAACGGCGGCCUCGCCACGAUCGUCGAGAUCGUCGAUCACAAGCGCGUUCUCGUCGAUGGCCCCUCCGCAGACCCCAAGCUCGCGACUCCCCGCAGCGUCGUCCAGCUCUCCCGUGCCCUGCUCACGCCGAUCGUGAUCGAGAAGCUCCCCCGGGGCGCCCGGACGGGCGCCGUCAAGAAGGCUUGGGAGGCCGCCGGUGUCGACGCUAAGUGGCGCGAGAGCAACUGGGCCAAGAAGCAGCUGCAGCAGGAGCGCCGCCAGUCACUCACCGACUUCGACCGGUUCAAGGUUAUGCGGUUGAAGAAGCAGAGGCGGUUCGAGGAGCGCAAGGCUCUGGCCAAGAUCAAGGCUGCGGCAUAGAGAGGCGGGUUCGAUGCGUUAGAGUGGGGGAGCGUUUGGUUCGACUAUGGCUUUUCUGGGGGACUGAGGAAGGUAUUCUGGAACGGGCUGCAUGAACAUCAGCAAUAAGGGCUGCUGGAGUUUAUCUUUGCGUCGCUUUCGGAAGACCUCUAUGUCACAUCAUCAAGGGUGACCGGCGUCAUAUGGGAAUGCGAAAUUGAGACAAAAACACAACAACACCCAACGGGCUGUUGCCCAUGCCACAAGACAACGGCGCCAUAUGGCGGCGCCAGUCUGUGAGCUACUACUAUCGGAAGUACAAAACCCCGGAAAUGCCAUACUGGCAAAUGCUUCCCUGCUAUAUCCGUCUUGGUCGAAAUCUCGCAGUCUUCGUUCCUCAGUG
Thermothielavioides terrestris NRRL 8126 is the source of this 868-nucleotide messenger RNA. Its product is annotated as 60S ribosomal protein L14. Gene Ontology annotation, molecular function: RNA binding; structural constituent of ribosome. Gene Ontology annotation, biological process: ribosomal large subunit biogenesis; translation. The transcript has 3 exons. Gene Ontology annotation, cellular component: ribosome; cytosolic large ribosomal subunit. The coding region runs from base 58 to 486 and encodes 142 amino acids. The record is from RefSeq and is a predicted model, not a curated record. Lineage: Eukaryota; Fungi; Ascomycota; Sordariomycetes; Sordariales; Chaetomiaceae.